AUGUCGUCUCAGUCCCAAGCCAAAGGCAAACAAAAGGAGAAGCCUAUAGCUUCGUUAUUGGCAGGAGCCAUCGCAGGAGGUACAGAGGCGUUCGUGACCUUCCCUUUGGAGAGUUUGAAAACUCAGUUACAGUUUGGUGCGUUGGAAGGUGGUAAGCAACUCACGCCAUAUCAAGCCCUAAGAGGUACGAUACAACAGCGAGGAAUCGCCGGACUAUACGCAGGUGUCACCCCUGUGAUCAUUGGAAAUGCCGUAAAGGCAGGUGUGAGAUUCACGACUUAUGAUCAGUUCAAGAGUCUGCUCAAGGAUGAUGAGGGAAAAUUAACAGCACCAAGAUCGAUGUUAGCUGGUUUAGGAGCAGGUAUGUCAGAAGCUAUCAUAGCUGUGACACCAUCAGAAACUAUCAAAACCAAAAUGAUUGAAGAUUCCAAACUUGCUCAACCUAGAUUCAAAGGUACUUCCCACGCUGUUAGUACAAUUAUCAAAGAGGAAGGUUGGUUAGGGAUUUAUAGAGGUGUUGGACCAGUCAUGCUUCGUCAAGGGGCUAAUUCCGCCGUGCGAUUCUCCUCGUACUCCACCCUCAAACAGUUAGCUCAAGGGAGUGUUGUUCCCGGUACUCAGAUGCCGGGAUGGAUGACUUUUGGUAUAGGUGCUACGGCGGGUGUCAUCACCGUUUACUGCACAAUGCCAUUUGACGUGAUCAAAACACGUAUGCAAUCCCUUCGAGCUCGGACAGAGUACAAAAACUCUUUACAUUGCGCAUACAGAGUAAUCACUGAAGAAGGGUUCUUUAAAUUGUGGAAAGGAACUGUGCCCAGAUUGGGUAGAUUGGUAAUGAGCGGUGGUAUCAUUUUCACAGUCUAUGAGAAAUCUUACCCCGUCUUAGCUGCUUUCGUUUAA
Molecule: messenger RNA, 900 nt
Organism: Kwoniella botswanensis
Lineage: Eukaryota; Fungi; Basidiomycota; Tremellomycetes; Tremellales; Cryptococcaceae
Exons: 8
Coding region: 1-900 (299 amino acids)
Biological process (GO): mitochondrial citrate transmembrane transport
Cellular component (GO): mitochondrion
Molecular function (GO): citrate secondary active transmembrane transporter activity
Source: RefSeq, a predicted model, not a curated record